Salvelinus sp. IW2-2015 is the source of this 1263-nucleotide messenger RNA. RefSeq names its product calcitonin-1. Gene Ontology annotation, molecular function: calcitonin receptor binding; hormone activity. The record is from RefSeq and is a predicted model, not a curated record. Gene Ontology annotation, biological process: adenylate cyclase-activating G protein-coupled receptor signaling pathway; regulation of cytosolic calcium ion concentration. Gene Ontology annotation, cellular component: extracellular region. NCBI's taxonomy places the organism in Eukaryota, Metazoa, Chordata, Actinopteri, Salmoniformes, Salmonidae.
GCAGUUGUGUCAAUGUUUUCACGGUAUAUUUGUCAAGAAAUACACAUUUACAUGUUUUACUUACGUAGUUAUCUKGCAUUGCGAUGAGUUAUCUACCAAAAAAACAACUCGACACAGAACGUGUUUGCCACCCUAGACUAAGGUAUUGUAUUGCUAUAAAUAAAUUAUAGCGCAAGCUAUCAAGCAACCAACCUUGUGGCUUUGUUUACAGUCACCUGGCAUGGGGGUGCACCCACAGAAUCAGUCAGUAGAAUAGGACCUCUAUGGGUGCACCUCUCAUGACGUCAAACACGKUUGAAACUUUUAGAGGUAGGUAUGACAACUAGCUAAAUUUGUUUCAAGCAGCAAAGUAGCUGGUUGCAAGCAUUUGGAAGACAGCACCGCGAACAACCAUGCAAUUUCAAUCAGCCUUUGACUCCAUAGGGGACCAUGGUUAUGUUGAAGAUCUCUGCUUUCCUUGUUGCCUAUGCCCUGGUCAUUUGCCAGAUGUACAGCUCACAAGCAGCCCCUGCCAGAACGGGCAUAGAGUCCAUGACAGACCAAGUCACGCUCACGGACUACGAGGCACGGAGGUUACUCAACGCCAUAGUCAAGGAGUUUGUGCAGAUGACAACUGAAGAGCUGCAACAGCAAGUGAAUGAAGGCAAUAGCAUUGAAAGACCCCUAACCAAGCGCUGCUCCAACCUCAGCACCUGCAUGCUGGGCAAACUGUCCCAGGACCUGCACAAAUUACAAACGUUCCCCCGCACAGACGUGGGCGCGGGCACGCCUGGCAAGAAACGCAGCACGCCCGAGAGCGAACGCUAUGCAAGCUACGGAGAGACACUUGACAGCAUCUAACCCUUCGCCCUCCUCCUGUUCCCACUCUUUUUCACUUUUAAUUUGAAUGUCCUCCUGGUUUUAAAUCUCCGUGCAUGUAGAUUUUGCCUGCUUGAUUGACGUUAGAGCGGAUCUCCCAUCGCAACGCCCCCGUGAUUUUUUYCCUUCUUCUUUUGAUAAUUCCUUUCCCCUUUCGGCAGAGAAUGACGUUGUAUCUGUUUAGACAAUCGAAAUGAGAACUUAUCUAAAUUACAAUUAUUCAAAAGAAUGACUCGAAAUGUAUAGAUGAUUUUUUUCUGAGUGUAUAUUCAUAUAAUUUGAUUGCGUUACAAAUUCCUCAAAUCUCCAAAUUCAUGAGAGAUAACCUACGUAUUAUUCGACCAUAAUAAAUGGUUUCUUUAUGCGGCACCAUGUUUCUUUUUCAAUAAACCUAUUUUUAUACCA